Molecule: messenger RNA, 672 nt
Organism: Parnassius mnemosyne (clouded apollo)
Lineage: Eukaryota; Metazoa; Arthropoda; Insecta; Lepidoptera; Papilionidae
Source: the annotation of a GenBank genome assembly
AUGGGCGCGCCGGGCGCGUGGCCGCGCGACUCCCCGGCGCUACUCAGCACGGCGCUGCUGCUGGGCGGCGCGCUGCCCGAGCGCCCGCCCGCGCCGCUCUUCACCAUCGACAGCAUCCUCGCGCCGCGCCCGCCGCCCGCCAUCCCGCCGCUCCAGUUGCACCAUCUUGCGCACACGCCCUUCCACAGAGCGCACGAUCUUUUCGGGGUAAGCAGCGUGGGGAGUGCGGCGGGUGCUGCUGGUUACGCCGGGUUGUACGGUGGGUAUGCAGCCGCCGCGCUAGCCGGCCUCGCGGGACCUCCGCCCAAGCGCAAGCGUCGACAUCGCACCAUUUUCACUGAGGAGCAGCUGGAACAACUUGAGAGCACCUUUGACAAGACACACUAUCCCGAUGUCGUGUUAAGAGAACAGCUGGCUCUACGCGUCGAUUUGAAAGAAGAGAGAGUAGAGGUAUGGUUCAAAAACCGACGAGCGAAAUGGCGCAAACAAAAGCGAGAAGAACAGGAGAGAUUGCGGAAACUGCAAGAAGAAAGGACUUGUGUUCGGACACCCCUCCUUCCACGACCACAGCCUGAUCACUCUCCACACUCUCCACACACUACGCAUGUGUCUCAAUCACAGCCCAACAGAAAUUACUCUGACGACUCUGAUUCGGAGGUGGAAGUCGCCUAA